AACUCAACAACUUAUCAAUCCUCUUAUAUUACAUUAAUCUUUUUUUCCAAUAUUUAAAAAUGGAGUCAGUGAAGAAUAUGGUAGCUGAAAAGCCAGUUGUUAUGUUUAGCAAAAGCAAGUGUUGUAUGUGUCACACUAUAAAGACACUUAUAUCAAGUUUUGGUGCUAAUUUAACUGUAUAUGAAUUGGAUGAACUUCCCAAUGGCCUACAAGUGGAGCGAGCACUGCUGAUGCUAGGCCGGAGGCCUAGCGUGCCAGCAGUGUUCAUUGGACAAGAAUUAGUUGGCGGUGCGAAUGAAAUUAUGAGCCUCCAUCUAGAGGGAAAUCUUGUUCCUCUGCUCAUGAAAGCUAAAGCUCUUUGGCUAUAGUGAAUACAUACACUUUUUUUUCUUGCAUUAGAUAUUUGGUAUACGAAAUUUACUAGCAUGACUAAUUCAGACUCAAGUCGAAUAUGCUAGUAAAACUACAAUCCAUCAUGUAGAAAGUGCAUAUUAACACCUAGUAAGUUUGGUUUUCUUAAUGUUUGUGGAAUUGAGCAUCUUUUAUGUAACAUGCUCAAUGAAAACUCUGUUUUCUCAAACAAGAGUCCUUAAUGUAUCUUCAAGCAUUGUAAUAAUAAAUUAUAUACAAUGCCAUACACUCUUUGAUUGUCACUUCAACAUGACUUCUCAUUAUCUUUCAAA
Molecule: messenger RNA, 683 nt
Organism: Solanum stenotomum
Lineage: Eukaryota; Viridiplantae; Streptophyta; Magnoliopsida; Solanales; Solanaceae
Product: monothiol glutaredoxin-S2-like
Exons: 1
Coding region: 60-368 (102 amino acids)
Source: RefSeq, a predicted model, not a curated record